UUCAUAUAUGAGCGGGUAAAUCAGAUAUAGCAUAAAUUGUACAAUAUCGUUUUGUUGUAAGCAUUCCGACUAGUUAUUGUUCAGUGGUAUCCAAGAAUGAGUCAAAGUGUCGACGAAGAUAUGAACUCGACGCUUGAACGAGUCGAGAUGGCUGCAAUUGUACGUGGCAUAUUUGAUAGUAUCGUAAACGAACCAAUAAAGCAACUUCAAAUGCGUUUGGAAUUCAUAAAAGAAAAUCGAUUUGGCGAUGUGUGGCGGGAUGACACAGAACGGCACGAGAAAGUCAUGUCUCACGCAAGAGACUUUAUGCAAACUAUCUCCGCUAGCUUUCCCUGCAAACAUGCGGAAGCGGCGGGGCACAUUGAAAAGAGUAUCUGCGAUUUAUUUCUUGAAUAUGUAUACGAAGUGCUUCAUAACUCUCUUCUUAGUGAAAAUCUUUUUCAUGAUUCUUACAAUGAAACAAAGGAAUUGAUUUCCCGUAAGAUAUGGAAGAUAAAAGAGUCAUUGGAAGCUAAGCACGACGAGAGGCCAGACCAAAAAUCCGAGCUGGAAAUGAUGAUUUCAAAAACUGAUUUGUUUGAUCCAAUUCACAUCCAUCAUGCAUUACUUUGUUGUCAAAUUGCCUAUAACUGUCAAAAUCCUGAAUACAUCGAGAAAUGCCUCAAAAAUUUGGAGAAAGAGCAUUUACUCAGCCAAUUAUCUGUGUCGUAUGAGAAUGAGCAUGUGCCCAAAUAUGUCAUGGCCCGUUGUGGGAACGUGUUAUAUGUCAGUUUUAAAGGGAUGAAGUCUCACAUUAUUUCAGGAACGAAUAGUUCAUAUCGAGGUGAUAUUUGUAAAGAUGUCCUUAGCGCUGCUGAGAAAAUACCAUUGAAGUAUUUUGCUCGAGCAUUUAUCAAUAAGCAGCGAAUUGUCUUCUCAGGACAUUCCACAGGUGGGGCAAUUGCUUGUUUAGUGUUGACGUUUCUUUUGGCGAAAUUUAAACAACUGGAAAAGUCGUACCUAGAGUCUCACUUACAGUGCAUAACAUUUGGCCUAAUCCCAAUGGCUGACAUCAUGUUUAGAAAAUACGUUGAAGCCAUACCAGGCGCACAAAGUUGUUUUUCCCACGUCGUACAGAAAGAUGAUAUUGUACCAAAACUUUUCGGAAUGGAAAAUAUAGAUAUGAUUGAGAAUGAGAUUUGGGAGCUAGUUGAACAUGUGGUUAAACGGCCGCUUGAAAUUUUGAGCACAGAACACGCUUUUAGCAAUGUUUCAGUAGCCCUCGAUCGUGUUCUAAAAUUUGUAAGAAAUUUUGGACGCUCUAUAUUGCGUGGUUAUUUCAAUCGCGAGCGCUUUGACCCAUUCGGAACAUAUUAUGUGAUGGACGCUUCAGCAUCAGAUGAAAAGUAUUACGUCGUACCUGCAGAAAAAUCCCAGCGCUUCUUCAUGAUCAAUAAUGAUGAAUAUCCAAGUAUUUGGGACGUGUUACGCAAAUAUCUCAUCAAUACAAUAACGGGAACAACUGAUCAAAAGCGAACUACUGUGCCACUCAUUUAUAAUUUGGAUCAAAAUAUCAUGGGGUUGGACGUCAUCGACUUUCCCGGCGUUGACGAUCGUGAUAAAUCAAUCCCUGAAUUGGCUAAUUUGCUGUUGAGUUUGACGCGAAUAAUCAUAUUCGUGGUUGAUUACAGGAGAGCACACACCGAAUCCACCAAAAAAUGGCUUAGCAUUCUCGAAAAGGAAAAAGUGCCGGUUCUUGUAUGUUUAACUUUCGCUGACAAGCUGUACGCUGAGUUGAUGGGGGAGAAUGGAGAUUGGAAUGCAGAGAACGUGAAAGCUGGAGUGGAAAAUCAAUUUAAGACUAUUAAAGAACAAAUUGGUCCAACUAAACACGGACACCAACGAGAUUUAAAGCUGACGGUGUUUGCCUUUGACAACGACUCUAAACUGAAUACUGAAGAAGGCAAAGAAAAACUUCGCAAAGCUGGUUUGAGUGAUGAGUUGGACGUGGGUCGAUGGAUUGCAGAAAAGUUAGAAGAUUGUGGACAAAAUGAUGUUUCCCAGAAUGUGAUCAGAUUCAUCGAAGGGAAAGAAAAAAGUACCUUGAACUCAAAUGUUAACAGGCUUUCACCAGUGGCAGAACCUGCAACUGAAAGAGAAAACGGGGAUGUACAAAGCGUUCAAGGCAGAGAAGGUACUAUUGGCCAAAAUCCGUCACUGUCUCAAUCGGGAAACGAAUAGAUCAAACGUUUUCGUCUUCAGCGAAAUUUUAAUAUUAACCUUUAUCACUGCAUGAUAAUUAAUAGAAUAAUUUUGCAUUUCACCUUUCUUGUUAAAAAAUCCGCGCUGUACUAUUAAACAUCACUCUUUUUUCGUGCGAUAUAAAAUAUAUACAGGGCAAUUAACGUGGUUUUUUAAUAGCUAUAUAUUAGUCAUUGUUGGAAAUUAUUACAUGACUUCAGAGCUAUUUUAACUGACCCAUAAUCUUUUCGAUUUGUGAUCACAUUUUCACCAACACGCAAGGACAAUAAGUACAACGCGAGUUUUACGGCAAGUAAGAUAUUUUAUAUAACUUGCACCUCAAUUUUAUUAUUCUGUAUUAUAGCAGUAUACUUAUAAUAUUUUAACUCGUAGUAGUGAUUAACUUACUACAAUUAACGUAUAAACUAACAGCGACGCUAUCUUGAACUUCAUGUUUAACGCAAUGCAUUUUGGGUGUUCUAGGGUAAUUCAGUGAACUCUAAAUAGACUGGGACAACAACUUGGCCGCCAUCUUUGAGGCCAAAUUGAAGGCCGCCAUAAAGACUAAGAGUUGAAAGCCCAUCGCAUCUAAGCAUGAGUAAAAGCUUAAAACAAGCAAUGACACUUAGAUUUUACCACAAAGCAAGUUUCUUGAACGUGAAAAGGUUUAAACCUAUUUUUUUUGCUAGUUGAAAGCGAAGUUUUCCGGCGUGUUUAAAUUCUUUAAAUAUUUCAAGUACAAAUUAAGCAGGUACCUCGCCCGGUUUUUAUAGUUCUAUGAUGCGGAUUAUACUAUAUCUCAGAAAGGAUAAAUUCAAUGUUCAAAGUUGAAGUAGUGGAUUGAAAAUGCACUUUUCUGGCAAAUUUUUGUCCAAAAUACAAUUUUGUGCGGAUUUGCUCGCGCGACUCCGCCAUAAUCAGCAAAUUAUAUUCACAUCGGCUUCAUCCAAUGACUGGACACGACUUUAUUGUGGAGUUAUCGUUCCAGUGUUAUUUGAGUUCAUUGGGGUAAUUUAGUUUUUUUAGUUUAGAACUUCGUCAGUGCUGAAAAGGGCGAAUUGUCUUAUGCCAUUCAGUUGACUUAGUGUCCCGGAAAAAAGUACUGCGGUUUGAUUCAUAAUAGCUUCUAA
Molecule: messenger RNA, 3350 nt
Organism: Dendronephthya gigantea
Lineage: Eukaryota; Metazoa; Cnidaria; Anthozoa; Malacalcyonacea; Nephtheidae
Exons: 10
Coding region: 97-2220 (707 amino acids)
Biological process (GO): lipid metabolic process
Molecular function (GO): GTP binding
Source: RefSeq, a predicted model, not a curated record